AUGACCAUCAAAAUAAGUAGCUCUGGUCCCAGUCCGAUAGCAAUUGUUGGCAUCGGUCUAAGGCUCCCUGGCGGUUGCCACGAUGGGAAAUCCUAUUGGGACCUUCUGGUCAACCAGAAAGACGCACGGCGAUCGAUCCCCCCAGAGCGUUUCAACAUUGACGGCUUCCACGGAAAAAGCCAGGGAGCCAGUAAUCUGUCCAUGAGGCAUGGGUACUUUCUCGAUGAGCCCGUCGACCGCUUCGACGCAGCUUUCUUCAGCAUGUCCCAAGCCGAAGUUGCGCGCGUCGACCCCCAGCAGAGACUAUUGCUCGAGGUCAUGCAUGAGGCGCUUGAGAAUGCUGGUGAGGUCAAUUGGCGUGGUAGCGACAUUGCGGUAUAUGCGGGUAGCUUUGGCCAGGACUGGCUGCAGAUGCAAGCCCGUGACAUGCAAGAAGGAAACGUCUACGACAUCACGGGCAUGGACGACUUCGUCUUUGCCAACCGCGUGUCGUACGAGCUUGAUCUUCAUGGACCCAGCAUGACAGUCAAGGCUGGUUGCUCGUCAAGUUUGAUUGCGCUGCAUCUGGCGUGUGAAGCGCUAAAUCGGGGCGACUGUUCCGGAGCACUGGUGGGAGCUUCCAACCUGCUACUCUCACCCGAGUACUUCCUCGCCCUCGACAACCUCGGCGCAUUGUCUCCCGACGGAUCAUCCCGCGCCUUCGACGCCAAUGCAAAUGGCUACGCCAGAGCAGAUGCUGUCAAUGCCAUCUAUGUCAAGAGGCUAGACGAUGCCGUGCGCGAUGGCAAUCCCAUCCGCGCCAUCAUCCGCAGCACAGCGGUCAACGCUGACGGCAAGACCGUGGGUUUGACCAAUCCUAGCACCGACGCCCAGGCCAGCUUGAUCCGGCGAGCAUAUGAAAAGGCUGGGAUUGGCAACCCAGAGGCAACUCCCAUGGUCGAAUGCCAUGGCACAGGUACAGCAACGGGAGAUCCGCUCGAGGUGGCGGCUGUCGUCCAGACGUUUGGCCACCAGCACCAGACAUAUAUCGGUAGUGUAAAACCAAACAUCGGUCACGGAGAGGGGGCUGCUGGCCUGAGCAGCUUGAUCAAAGCAGUCCUCUCCCUGGAACGACAUACCAUCCCACCAAACAUCAAAUUCCAGACCCCUAAUCCUAAGAUUCCCUUCACCGAAGCCAAUCUGGUAGUACCGACAGAAGCAUUACCCUGGCCACAAGGACGAGAUCCCAGGGUUAGUAUUGAUUCAUUUGGCCUCGGCGGUGCAAAUGCACACGUGAUUAUUGAAGCAGACCCCUCCGCGCGCAGGACGAACGGAAUUCCGCAGAUAAAUGGCAAUAACAAGCCUGUUUCGUCACAGCGGCUGCUGGUGUUUUCAGCUCAUACAGAGACAUCCCUCAAAACCAUGCUAGACAAAUACGAAGCCUUCAUAGGGUCUGAAUUCUUUGAAUUAACAAAUCUAGCUUACACUCUCGGCGCAAGACGGCAUCACCAUAAGUUCAGGACUUUUUGCGUCACUGACGGGUCGUCAUUACAGCCUUCAGCAAUAGUUCGAAGACCUAAGAACGGUCGUCUCCUUUUCAUUUUCACCGGCCAGGGAGCACAGUGGAGUGGCAUGGGUCGCGAACUGAUUCGUGACUUUCCGUCGUUUAGGAAAGACAUCCAGCAGAUGGAUAAAUAUCUUUCAGAGUGUCAGUUUCCGCCUCCGUGGAGGAUGGAAGAUAAGAUUUCCAAUGCAGAGGAUAUCAACACAGCAGAAUACGCACAACCCCUCUGCACAGCCAUUCAAAUCGCCUUGGUCAACCUAUUGCGCAACUGGAAUGUCCAUGCGGAUGGAGUGGUUGGUCAUUCCAGUGGAGAGAUUGCAGCAGCCUAUACUGCUGGCGCCCUCACAAUGGAAGAUGCGAUUUUAGUGGCCUUUUAUCGGGGUGUUACUAGUUCCCAGCAGACGAAACCUGGCGCCAUGGCGGCUGUAGGACUGGGUAGGGAUGAGGUAAGUGGUCUAUUGACCCCCGGCGCGACCAUAGCCUGCGAGAAUAGCAGAUCUAGCGUAACCAUCUCGGGCGAUCUCAGUGCAAUAGAGAAAACACUGGAUAGAGUACGUCAGUACCGAUCAGAAGCACUAGCUCGGAAGCUCAAAGUCGAUAAAGCAUAUCACUCAGAUCAUAUGAUAUCAGUGGGUCCAGUCUAUAGGGAGUUGAUUUCGACCAUCAAAUCCCCGCAUGAUAACUCUCUUCCGAUCCCAUUCUUCUCCUCCGUCACAAGAAUGGAAACUCGGGAUGCAAGUCUUCUAGGUCCAAACUACUGGAAGUCAAACAUGGAGAACCCGGUGCUGUUCCUGUCCGCGGUAGAAUCUGCCCUCAAGAGUACGCAAGAAUUUGGAUUGGCUCUCGAGCUCGGCCCUCACUCAGCUUUAUCUGGACCCUUCCGCCAAAUAUGCAAAGACAGAAGCAAGACCGUGACCUAUGAUAGCUGUCUAAGUAGAUCAAGCGAUAGCACUCAAUCGUUACUGAGUGCCGUUGGCCGCUUGUUUUGUCAGGGGGUCAAGGUCGACUUCGCGGCUAUGAAUCCCGGGGCUAACACCAUGUCUAGCCUGCCUCCAUAUCCCUGGACCCACGACACAUCCUACUGGCAUGAGAGCCGAAUCUCUCGGGAAAUUCGCACACGCGCUCACCCCGAGCAUGAGCUGCUUGGUACACGCGUCAUCGGCGGCAAUGACCUCGAGCCCACCUGGAGAAAGAUGCUGAGUCUGAAAGACGUGCCCUGGCUUUCUGACCAUGUGGUCGCUGGUGACAUUGUCUUUCCUGCUGCCGGGUACAUCACCAUGGCGACUGAGGCUGUGAGACAGCUUUCUUCGCAUCCGGGUUCAUUCACCAUCCGUGCAUUAUCCAUCGGAUCAGCCAUGCCUCUACAAAAUGGGAAGGCCACCGAGAUCAUGACCCGGCUUCAGCCUCUAAGAUUAACGGACAAUCAGGAUUCAGCCUGGUUUGAGUUCAGUGUCAUGUCAUACGAUGGAACUAGAUGGAGCCGGCACUGUAGCGGAGAGAUCCGCACUGCAGAUGCCUUGGAUUCGUCCACAACUAGAUUGAACUUGUCUGCACCAGAAGGCAAGAGAGAAGUGGCUACCGCCAAAUGGUAUCAAGCCGCCAAGUCGGUUGGUCUAGAGUACGGGCCUUUAUUCCAAGGGCUGCAAGAUAUCUUCUACGAUCUCUCUCGCGACUGUACGUCGGCCAAGCUGCAAUCAACCGAGCAAUACUAUGGGUUGCUUCAUCCCACGACUAUAGACCAACUCUUACAGUGCUGCAUUCUCGGUUCAGUCAAGGGUCAUGAAAGACUUCUGAACAGGACAGCUCUUCCUGUCUACAUCGAGGAGAUGUCUAUCGGCGGUAGUGAUUACUUGAACAAUCUUCACUGCGAUGCGUAUACCCUCUUCAGUGGCCACGAUACGCUCUCGGCACAUGGCUCUAUAGGGGCUAGGGGUGGAGCCCUAGCACUUCAGGCCAAAGGGAUCCAAUUUCGCCUACUUGAUAUUCAUACCAGUACCAUAGAAGACCCGUUGAAGGAGCUUCACCUACUUGAGUGGCGGCCGGAUAUUGAUCUCACCAACUUGGACCAGAUGGUGCGUCAAGACCAUGAUCUCAGCAGCUGCCUCGAACUCGUCGAGAGACUCAACAUCCUCUGUGUACUGGAAAGUACUAGGAUACUCAAACACCUCGACAGCUCGCAUCACCAUUUCAAACGAUUCAAGGAGUGGAAUGAGGAAUACAUUCACAAGCUACAGCAAAACGGCAGUCGUGUCGUGAAAGACGUCAAUCAGAUCCUGGAAAUGGAACCGGAGAAGCGAGCCUCUGCUAUCAAAGCGCUGACGGAAGAAGCUAUUGCGACACCGGCGCGGGACAUUGCCCUUGCCAUUGUCAGGAUAUUCAAUGAUGUGGAAGGCAUCUUCACAGGAGCAGUAGAGCCUCUUGCAGUACUCUUGAAAGAUAACUUGCUCAUGGAAAUUUACAAUUUUUUCAACAUGCUGGAGUACCGCGACUUUUUCCGGCUCCUAGGCCACAAGAACAGAGGAACCUUGCGAGUAGUGGAGAUUGGAGCCGGGACAGGAGGCUUUACUUCUACCAUCCUGCCAGCCUUAAUGGACUCUGCCGGUGACCACCUGUUCAGUACCUAUACCUACACCGACAUAUCCUCGGGCUUCUUCAAGGCUGCAAAGGAGCGCUUUGGGGAGUACUCUGGUAUUGAGUACACUGUUUUGGAUAUAAGCAAAAAUCCUGCCUCACAGGGCCUGGAACUUGGCAGCUAUGAUCUUGUUGUUGCUGCAAACGUUCUUCAUGCUACCCCAGACCUUGUUCAAACAAUGAAAAACUGCCGUUCUCUUCUACGACCAGGCGGUCGAUUGUUCAUGUUGGAAUUAUGCUCCGAGGCUAAAUGGGUUAAUUACAUCAUGGGUACACUCCCUGGUUGGUGGCUUGGAGAAGCAGACGGCCGUCCAAACGAGCCGUAUAUACAGGGCGAACAAUGGAAUGUUAUACUUCGAAAAGCCGGGUUUGGCAAUAUGACAGCGAUCAUGGAUCAGAAGUCCCCAUAUCAGCUUGACAACAUCAUUGUUGCCAGUGCAGAUGACGACGUUGCGACACCUUCCAAGGCUCUCAAUCUCCUAGUGAGAGAUUCCAACCAGCCGUCAGCUAUUGCCAACGCAUUUAUGUCGGAGCUCCGCCAAGCAGGUUACGAUGUCACCCUAUGUUCGCUGCGGGAACAGCCAAUCUCCCCUGUUGAUACCGUAUCGCUUCUCGACAUCGACGGGCCUGGAGCAUUCUUCGAGGACUUGGAUGAGAAAGGGCUCCGCGGAAUCAUCCGAUUCAUUACAAACAACCGCGGACAGCAGAUACUAUGGCUCACAGGUCUUGCACAGGUAUCAACAGAGAACCCACACCAUGCCAUGGUGUUGGGGCUUGCCCGCACGCUUCGCCUAGAGCUGGGUUCGCACUUCGCGACCAUGGAGCUCGACAUUGGCGCCGACCCGUUCCCCUUUGGCACGGUAGUAAAGGUUUUCGACCAUAUUCAGAGGCAGUCGAAACUAGACGUGGCGGACUGCGAGUUUGCCCUGGUCAACGGUAUGGUACAAGUGCCACGGUUCUUGACUCGGACAGCCGACCAGGUCGUUCCCAUUCCCGAAUCCCAGGUCUUUCGAAAGCUUCACAUGGGAAAGCCUGGAAUACUUGCUAGCCUUCAAUGGCAGGAAGGAUUGCGGGACUCUAACUUGGGAGAAGGCGAGGUGGAGAUCAAUAUCCGCUCUUCCGCUGUAACGCAUCAGGAUGUCCUCUUCGCUUCUGGCGCUGUACAUGGCAAGCAAGGUCUGGGAUUUGAGUGUGCCGGCGUUGUUUCCCGUACGAGCUCGAGCGGCACUGACCUUCAGGUGGGCGAUCGUGUGCUCUGCUGGUCAUCAGGCUCACUGGCGACCCACGCACUUGUCAACGCCAAGUGCUGCAUCAAAUUGCCUGACAGCUUAUCCUUCAAUGAUGCGGUUACGAUGCCAACUGCGUAUGCUUCCAUGAUCAGGGGCUUAUUGGACAACAGUUCACUAGCUCCUGGGGACACAGUCCUUAUUCAUUCCGCUUCCAGUCCUAUGGGCCUUGCCGGCAUCCAGGUUGCUCGAAUGCAAGGGGCAGAGAUAUUUGUGACCGCUAGAACAGAAGCCGAGAAGGAAUUUCUGAUAACUGAGCAAGGCAUUCCGACAAGUCAUGUGUUUUCAUCUUCCGAUAGCUCUUUUGUUGCAGAGAUCAUGCAAGCAACAAAAGCACGCGGUGUAGAUGUUGUCGUCAAUCUCCUGUCAGGAGAUUUGUUGCACGAGAGCUGGAAAUGCGUAGCAGAAGGCGGCAAUAUGAUUGAGCUCUCUGGCAGAGACAUCACUGGGCAUGGAAAAUUGGACAUGAUUAUGUUUGGGGGAAACCGUGGAUUCCACGGAAUCAAUAUACCCGCCCUGAUUGCCCAAAAGCCAUCGCUAGCUGCCAGGUUUCUGAAAGUCAUAAUGGACCUGUAUACAGGCGGGUCAAUCAAGCCAAUCAGCCCGAUCAAAGUUCAUACGCCAAACAACAUCAAGCAAGCAUUCCACCAACUCCACACCGACAAUGACCAGAUUGGUUCUGUGGCUUUAGAGUUUUCCAACGACCCACAGAGCAUGAUAGUAGCUGAAUCGUGCAGCGACGAGAUUCAGUUCCGCAAAGACCGAUCCUAUGUCUUGAUUGGAGGCUUGGGCGGCCUGGGCAGAUCUGCCGCAAUCUGGCUCGCUGAAAGGGGGGCCGGCUGCAUCAUAUUCAUGUCGCGCUCUGCUUCCGCUGGUGCCGAGACCCGGUCUUUGGUACAGGAGCUCAAGUUAUUGGGCUGCGAGACUCAGAUUGCCACUGGAAGCGUGACAGAUGCGACAGCGGUGGAGAAACUGGUAGCAAAUGCAGCAAUGCCCAUUGCCGGGGUGCUGCAUUUAGCCCUGGUCCUCAAGGACGAAACACUGCUCGACAUGACGUUUGACAGUUGGCGAGCCGCGACUGAGGCCAAGGUUCAAGGGACUUGGAACUUGCAUCGCGCCCUAGAAGAUCAGCCGUUAGAGUUCUUCGUCCUAGCCAGCUCCAUCUACGGUAUCCAGGGCAAUCCGAACCAGGCGAACUACGCGGCAGCCAGCACCUUCCUCGAUGCCUUCGUGCAGUACCGACAGAAGCUGGGCCUGCCGGCUUCGGUUAUCGACCUGGGAGUGAUGGGGGACGUCGGUUACGUCAGCGAGCGCCCGGCCAUCUUGGAGAGCCUCAGACGUGCAGGAGCCCAGCUCCUGUGCGAGAACGACUUCCUGAGGUCCUUGCAGUUGGGAAUCCGUGCCUCGUCUGCCCAAGCACCCCUACUCCCGACGGACUUGACCUCUGGCUACGUUAACCAGGCGCAAUUUGUCGUUGGAAUAGGUCAGCAUCCUCCGGAUGCUCGGGGUCUCGGGUUGAAGAGGGUGAAGGACAGCCAUCAAAGCUCAGGCAAUCGUGCCACCACACAAGACAGUAUGGGAGAGGAUGGCGGCGAUAAGCUGCGACAAUUUCUGGACGGGGCGAAGCGCGACCCGAGCUCGUUGAACGACGAAACGGGAGUGACGCAAUUCCUGGCGGCGCAAGUGGCCGAAUGCUUGAAGGGAUUGUUGAUCUUUGGCGACAACUCGAGCCUGGAUCUUGGGCUGGGUCUAGCAGAUCUGGGGGUCGAUUCGCUCGUUGCCAUUGAGUUGCAGAGCUGGUGGAUCCAAAGCUUCGCCACGCACAUCACCAUCCUAGAGUUGACCAAGAGCGCCUCCAUCGUAGCAUUAGGUCAGCUAGCCAGGUUUCGCAUGCUAGAAACAUUCCAUGGGCAGACUCCAGAGCUAGUCGCGCCAUGA
This is a messenger RNA of Bipolaris zeicola 26-R-13, 7398 nucleotides long. RefSeq lists its product as uncharacterized. Gene Ontology annotation, biological process: fatty acid biosynthetic process; secondary metabolite biosynthetic process. The record is from RefSeq and is a predicted model, not a curated record. NCBI's taxonomy places the organism in Eukaryota, Fungi, Ascomycota, Dothideomycetes, Pleosporales, Pleosporaceae. The transcript has 12 exons. The coding region runs from base 1 to 7398 and encodes 2465 amino acids. Gene Ontology annotation, molecular function: oxidoreductase activity; phosphopantetheine binding; fatty acid synthase activity.